Messenger RNA from Triplophysa dalaica, 3267 nucleotides. RefSeq names its product solute carrier family 22 member 17 (gene slc22a17). Bases 450 to 2165 code for a protein of 571 amino acids. The record is from RefSeq and is a predicted model, not a curated record. Gene Ontology annotation, cellular component: membrane. Gene Ontology annotation, biological process: transmembrane transport. The transcript has 10 exons. Lineage: Eukaryota; Metazoa; Chordata; Actinopteri; Cypriniformes; Nemacheilidae. Gene Ontology annotation, molecular function: transmembrane transporter activity.
CACUCGGAUCCAGUCGUGCCAGUUUUUCCGCCCCGUGCUUUUCUCUUUCAGCUGGAGGAACCGGAUUCGUUUGUUUGAUCGUCUCUUUAUUUACAUUCGUGUGACGCGUGCGUGUGUUUCUUCAUGUGUGGCGAACAGAAAUCAGCACGUGUUUGUGAAAGAAUGACGCUUUUGUGUCGCUGGAUUUAAUGCGCCGGACUGGGCCGAACGAGCCCGAAACACAGCGGCAUCAUUCUGGAUCAGCUGGAGUUCUGCUGUAAGAUCAGACCGUCAUCAGAUCAGCAUCAGACGCACUGUACAGCCGCCGGUUUUUCUCUCUUCGUUUCUCUCUGGGCAGACAGAGAGAGAUAGAGGGAGAGAGAGGGAGAGACACAGACAGGUGUCUCUCUUUCUCCUGUGGGUGGCCGUACGGUAGGGGCCGGAGGAUUUUGCUGCAACCUCGCCAAACGAUGACAUCACCCUCAUCCCCGCUGGGCUCGCCGUCCCCCUGCCCACCCCCGCCUCCUUCUCUCCCCUCCUCCCCCACACCGUUGUCUCCCGCCCCGUCCAGCCUCCCGCUGCCCCCCGCUCUGCCGCCCACCGGAGAGGUGAUGGUUCUGGCCCUGGGCCGUAAGAGGCAGAGGCUCCUCAUCGGCAUGUCCAUACUGCCCAACCUCUUCCUGGCGUUUCUGUUGUCCUCUGACCCGCUGCUGACCCUGGCGUCACCCUUCCAUUGCCGCCAGCCGGGACCCUCUCCCGUCCCUCAGGUGCCGAACGUCUCCGUGCGAACAGAGCCGGACGGGGGUGUAGGUCAGUGCAAGCGGGACGUGAUGAUCAACAACACACUGUCUGGUCAGACAGACUGCGACGUGGGCUACGACUACAACGUCACGGAAGGACUGAGAAAUAAUAUUGUCACAGAGUGGGAUCUGGUGUGUGCGCAGUACUGGCUGGUUCCAGUAGAGGAGGUUUGCUUCAUUCUGGGUGUCCUAACUGGCAGUCUGGGUUUGGGCUACAUGUCUGACCGAUUAGGCCGACAGAAGUCUCUGCUGGUCUCUCUGAUGUUCACUGUGGUUUUUGGAGUGCUGGUUUGUGUCUCGCCAUCUCCGCCUGUCUUCAUCACCAUGAGAUUCUGUCUGGCUGCUGCGAGCGCUGGCGUUUACAUCACGCUGUACGUCACACGUGUGGAACUCUGUGACCCUUCACUGAGGUUGUUGGCGAUGAUGAUGUCCGGCCUGAUGAUGUUUGCAGGUGAACUGUUCCUGUUGGGCGUGGCCCUCGGGUGUCACUCCUGGAGGGGUCUCUUGGGAACGGGAGCCGCGCCGUUGUCUUUAUUUCUUUGCUAUUGUAUUCCAGGGGUGUUUCCGGAGUCACCACGCUGGCUUCUGCUCUCCGAGAGGACAGGAGACUUGAAUUCCUUCAAUGAACGGAAUGAGCGGCAGAGAGAUGACGACAGCUUCACAGAAUUGGACACGGACUCGUUCUCGUCUCCUGGUCGUCCGCGCCUGUCAUUACCAGAACUGUUACACAGCAGAAACAUCUGGAAAAACCUCUGUGUGUUGGGCUUCACCUCAUUUAUCUCUCACGGCAUCAGUCACUGCUACAGCUCCUUCAGACGAGACGUCAAGGGCACCACCCCCAGUUUCUAUUGGACCUACCUGCUGUCUGUGUGUGCCGGGGGCGGGGCCUGGCUGUUGCUCUGGGCGACGGUGGAGAGAUGGGGUCGUCGUGGAAUUCUUCUCCUGGCCAUGACCUUGACUGGAAUAGCCUCUCUUAUUCUGCUCGGACUUAUGAACUAUUUGAGCGAGUCGGCCAUGACGGUGUUUUCUAUUCUGGGUCUGUUCUCAUCCCAGGCGGCCGCUUCGCUCUCCAUUCUGUUUACCGCUGAAGUCAUGCCCACUAUCAUCAGGGGAAGUGGGGUGGGAGCUGUCAUGGCUCUGGGUUGCGUGGGCCGAUUGAGUUCUCCUCUGAUGGAUCUGCGUAAUCACUACGGCUACUUCCUGCAUCACGUGGUCUACUCGUCUCUGGCUCUGCUGGCGGUUCUUUCCAUCCUGCUGCUUCCAGAGAGCAAGCGGAAACCCCUUCCACAGACACUGGCCGACGGAGAACAGUACAGACGUCCUCCGCUGGUCCGAAGGAGGAGGGAUAACGUUCCUCUUCUCGCUACUCCCAAUCCAGAGACCUAGCUGUCCUGCUUUGACCACGCGCAGUAUUUGAGGCAUCGUCCUCUCACCUUUGUAGUCAGUCCCAACACGUAUUGGUGGAGUCGGUGCACAUGGACUCCAUCCUGAUGUGUGAGGGGUGAAGGGUUAGGAACUGCAGAGCGACACUGGCUCUGUGGCACGACAGGAGAACAGAAACACUCUUGACAUCUGCGUGCAGUGCCAGUGGUGUACAUCUCAGUUCUCCAUUGAAGACUGACCCAUGUAGCGUUCAGCGGCACUUUAGUUAUAUCAAACUUCACACGGGCUUGAAAAAUUCUCAGUGGUUUUGACAUUGUAUUUAUCAUCUUUUGACACAAAACAGGUUUAAGUUCUCGCUCAAGAUGGAGGAGACAAGGAACUUGUUCUCUUGUAGUUUUUGAACAAGUGGCUGCUAUGAAUGGAGGACUCGGAGAAAACAAUGCUGGAUUUAUUUAUCAUAUUCACCUCAACCCUCUUUGUUUCAAGCACAAAGGAAUAUCCCAGUUUCAGUACAAUACAAGCUCUGUCGUCAUUCUCUGUGACAUCCCUCAGUUUGUAGAAAGUUGUGUCAGCAAUGCAAAUCUGGAUGUUUGUCUACCUGCAAUAGUAAUUCUGCCCAAAAGGGAUGAUCUAGACAACCUGAGGUUCAAAUAACAGCAAAAUUGAGCUUCAGAUGUGCCAUUUAAUCCCUCUGCUCUGUUAAAGACCUCUACCACACAUGCUGUCAUUUGAUCUUAAAUUGUGUUGAACCUGAAAUAUUCCUUUUCUCUUUGUUCUAAACACAUAAAUAUCGAGACUCCUUCAAAUCCAGGUGAACAAAACAUCAUUUGAGUGUUGACACUGUCUGGAUUAUUUGCAUUUUAUAUCUGAUGCUGUUUUGCGUUUAGUCUCUGCCUGUUGCAUUUUCAGUCAGAUUAUGAGUUAUGAUGCUUGUUAGAUUCUUUAAAUUGCACUUCAUAGUAAUUUGAAUGAUUGUGACUACUCCUAUAAUAAUCAAGGACAAUAGCUGUGAGAUGAAUGAUGAUUGCUCAAGAAUUACAAAGUAAUGAAGUAACAAUAAAAUGCUGUGCUUAUAGAAAUAAAUCUUUGAUCACUCUUAAAAUUG